This is a messenger RNA of Ochlerotatus camptorhynchus, 2474 nucleotides long. RefSeq names its product zinc finger protein 16-like. Gene Ontology annotation, molecular function: DNA-binding transcription factor activity, RNA polymerase II-specific; zinc ion binding; RNA polymerase II transcription regulatory region sequence-specific DNA binding. Bases 82 to 2454 code for a protein of 790 amino acids. Lineage: Eukaryota; Metazoa; Arthropoda; Insecta; Diptera; Culicidae. Gene Ontology annotation, biological process: regulation of transcription by RNA polymerase II. The record is from RefSeq and is a predicted model, not a curated record. The transcript is spliced from 2 exons. Gene Ontology annotation, cellular component: nucleus.
AUCGAUCGUCCACUGUAGCAUCUUCGCGUCGCUUUCAAAUUGAACAAAAAUGUGAUAUUGUUGAAACCUAUAUUGAGUGCGAUGGAAAAUCCGGUCCAAUCGGCGUGUCGUGUUUGCGCGGAAGAUUGCGGCCAGCGGCAGCUGCGACAUGUUUCCAUCUACGAGCGGAAGGACGGCGACGGUGAGCAACGGCAGCAUCCAACGCUGGCGGAGAUGUUGGCAUUCUGCGGGCAGCUGACGAUCACCAACGAUGAUCAACUUCCCAAGAUCAUCUGCACAAUCUGCUGCCAGCAGCUGCUGGAGGCCUAUCAAUUCUGCCUCAAAUGCCGCCUGUCUGAUGAAAAACUACGUGAUCGAUUGAGAUUCACCGAACAACUCCAGCAGCUCGAUGCUGACGGAGAUCAGCAGAUACCGGACCGGAUUGUUGACGAUCUGAUUGAACUGCCAACGGCGAAACCGAAGGCCCAAAACGAAAUCCUGGUGGAUCUGAUGAUGCGCCGAGAGGAUGAGCUGUUUGAUGAGAUUAUCGAACAGGAACAAUUUUCUGCAGAUGAGGAUUCCGUUGGGGAAAGCUUGAUGCAUCUAGUGGAUAAGGUUCCCGUUGAGGUGGUUACGGUGGAUGGCGGCGAAGUUAUGGUCGAAGAAGUAGACUCUCAGGAGGAUGACGAAAUGGUUGCAAUUGAUCAGACUGAGGAAGACGAUCUUAUCACCAUUUCUGAACAUGUGUCCGAUAUGAUAACGGAGGCGUCGGAUAGUUCGGUGCAGUAUGAAGAGAUUACUUUAACUGCGGAGAAUGAUGGAGGAAAUCUUCCGACCAAUAUUUCGCUGUCAAGAAGAACGAUUCAGGUCUUGCCUCCGAAAGAGAUGAUUGUGGAGCUUGAGGAUCACGAGAAUUUCCAAAUUGUCUACUACAAUGGUGUUGCGUGCUGUGGAUGUGAGAAGUACUUCUCUUCGCAGGUGGAUUUGGAGGAACACUGCCAAGAGCAACAUCAUUUGGAUGAAUCACCGGAUGGCACCCAUUGUCCGUUGUGUCACAAACAAUUCCGUAGUCUGAACAUUCAAAUGCGGCACAUGAAUCAACGGAGCAUUCCAAAACUAUUUUCCUGUAAGCUAUGUCGGUACAUCUGUCGAGAUCAGGCGGCUAUCGAUCGACAUAUGGAAUUUUCGGUGAUCCACAAGAAACCGAUGAUGGAUUUUGACAAAGUUACUGAAUCGUUCGAAAAAGUGUCGGUCGAAGGCCACCUGUGCUGUGAUUGUUAUCAAAUGUUUCGCGAUGAAACUCAACUUGAUAAGCAUUACAAGGACGCACAUCAUCCGAAUAGACCAAAGACUGAGGAAGACGCCUUGAAAACGGGAAGCUUUUGGUGCACGAAAUGCCACCAAAUAUUCAAACAUGAACACAGAUAUCAAUCUCAUCUGAAUGGUAUCAAUGUGGAGGCAAUCUAUCGUUGCAAACGAGAGUUUUGCACUUACCGUACCGGAAGUAUCAUAUUUGCUCGAUUUCAUCUCAGGAGUCGAGACCAUAAGCUCCCUACAAGCUCUCCCGUCGAUAAGAAAUCACCUAAAGCACCUGGAAUCCUCAGCGAUCGCCGUUGUUGUUUCCGAAAAUGUCUCGAAGUAUUCGAGACCAAACAAUCCCUCCUGGAACAUGUCGACCGAGUUCAUCAGGUCAAACAGUUGGAGAAUGAACUCCGACGAAAGAAAUCCACCCACGUAUGCUCGAUCUGCAAUUGUAACUUCGGAUCUCGCCGUGCGCUGAAACGGCAUCGUCUGGUGAAGGCGAAAGACAUCGUCUGCGAACAAUGCGGAUCAGCAUUCGCUUCGACCUUUCAGCUUCAGAGUCACGUACGACAGGUUCAUUCCAACGUUCCGGUACGACGAGAUUUCAAGUGCGAUGAAUGUGGUCGAGCUUUUGUGAGCGAAACCAAUUUGCAGCGGCACAAGGAACUAGGACAUGACAAACCGAGCGAUAAUGUUUGUUCCAUUUGCGACAAGCAGUUCAAAAGCAAGGAGAAUCUGUGGCACCACUGGCGCAUUCACAACAAAGUCGAAACGCAUGAAUGUGAAUCGUGCAAGAAGGCGGGCAAGCGGUACAAGUUCCGGGACCUGAAAACUCUCCGGAGGCAUUUCAAAAUAUCGGAGAUGCAUAACGGUGAACGGAAGUACAAAUGUUCGUACGAGGGUUGCAAGCGAGCCUACGCACACAAGCCGGAUUUGCAGCGGCACGAGCAAACGGUACAUCGGGGAAUUCGGCCGUUUCUGUGCGAGGUGUGCAAUAAGGGUUUCGUCCGAAAUAGGGAUCUCCGGCUGCACGAGAGGCAACAUACCGGAGCGAAGCUGUUUACUUGCGAAAAUUGUAAGGCGGAGUUCAACGUUUUCAAAGAUUACAAGAAGCACUGCAGCGAUGAACAUGGUAAGAUGGUGGUGGUGAAGUAUGCUGCGAGAACGAAUUAAUGGAGCAUGAUUGAGGGGAG